This is a messenger RNA of Cephus cinctus (wheat stem sawfly), 1077 nucleotides long. It is a transcript of the gene amx, whose product is annotated as TM2 domain-containing protein almondex. The record is from RefSeq and is a predicted model, not a curated record. The coding region runs from base 227 to 928 and encodes 233 amino acids. The transcript is spliced from 6 exons. NCBI's taxonomy places the organism in Eukaryota, Metazoa, Arthropoda, Insecta, Hymenoptera, Cephidae.
UGUGGUCAUUCUGUAUCAAAUUCUACUAGACAAGUGUAGCCAAGUCAAUAGAUAGGUACUCAUUUUGAGGACGAAUUUUUACGGAAUUGACUUGUAGAUGAGAUCCAUUUUUCUUACUAUUUUAUCAUACACAAAUAAAGCUAUGGUUGGCCUAUUGGAGUAUUCAUUGAACUUUUGACGUUUCAUUGGGAUUGAAUUUUUUAAAAUUAAAUUGUUUACAGCCGAUAUGAAUAUCGUGCGAGUUAAUUCCAAAAAUGUGAUUUACAUUAUAAUAGCGCUUUUAUCAAGCACUGUGAAAGUAGCGCAAAUGGGUCAUGAUAGCAUUGCAGAUUGUGCAAAAGAUAUGAAUACUAAUACUACACUUGCUUAUAGUAGCAAAAAGGAUGAGAUUUUUGGUCUCUGCCCUGCAGGUAAAUUAUGCUCGGAGCUUCCUAGUGAUUGCAUACAAUGCAAAUUUGAUCUAAAUUGCAAUUACGGAUUGACCUAUACAGCUGACUGUAAUGUAUUGGGUCAAGUCGAUUGUAUUGGUAAACGAACUUUCCUAAGAGAAUACAUUUGCCGUUACUGUUAUCAAACUGAACAUUGGGAGCAUAAAUGUCUUCAAAAAAAUUCUUGUAGCUCUGUUGCAUCUCCUCAACAGUAUUAUAGAACUAAUUGUUCAGUUAACAACGAUGUAUUAUGUCUGGGACGUCGUCGGUUUAUGAAAAAUCUUCCAUGUAAUUGGACUGGUGGAUAUCGUUGGUCAACGGCACUAAUCCUCAGUAUAACUUUGGGAGGUUUUGGAGCCGACAGGUUCUAUUUAGGACACUGGCAAGAAGGUAUUGGCAAACUGUUCAGCUUUGGUGGACUUGGAGUGUGGACAUUGAUCGAUGUUAUAUUGAUUUCAUUGAGGUAUUUAGGACCUGCUGAUGGAUCUCUUUAUAUUUAAAAAUAUUAAGAAAUGUUUAUACAGCGCAAACUCUAUCUCUAACGUUUACAAUUAUUUACACGACUGUUAAGAGAUUAUGUCUUUAAAAGACAUAUGUAUAAUAAAAGAUGUUACAAUAAAAUGAGAUACUAUUCCCAAUUAUCAAAUAA